Messenger RNA from Fusarium musae, 702 nucleotides. RefSeq lists its product as uncharacterized. NCBI's taxonomy places the organism in Eukaryota, Fungi, Ascomycota, Sordariomycetes, Hypocreales, Nectriaceae. The record is from RefSeq and is a predicted model, not a curated record. The transcript is spliced from 4 exons. Gene Ontology annotation, biological process: mitochondrial tryptophanyl-tRNA aminoacylation. Bases 1 to 702 code for a protein of 233 amino acids. Gene Ontology annotation, molecular function: ATP binding; tryptophan-tRNA ligase activity. Gene Ontology annotation, cellular component: mitochondrion; mitochondrial matrix.
AUGACACAGUGGAAGAGCAAACUAAACAUUAGUGACAAGUCGAACAUGAACGAUAAAGCAGCCAGCAACCUUAAACUCGGUCUGUUUUCAUAUCCCGUUCUUCAAGCCGCCGAUAUUCUUGUGCACAGAGCAACUCAUGUUCCCGUUGGUGAAGAUCAGAGACAACAUCUCGAGUUUGCGCGAGAGUGUGUCACAAACUUCAACGCAACUUAUGGGAACCAUCUAGUACCCCCCCAAACUACCACCUCUCCUGUGCAACGGGUAAUGUCUCUCCAGAACCCAACAGAGAAAAUGUCAAAGUCCAGCAAGUCACCGAAAUCACGAAUCAGCAUCAUCGACUCGCCUGAAGAGAUCAAGGCCAAAAUCAAAGCUGCAACAACAGAUUCUAUCCCGGGGAUAAAUUACAACAGAGAAGAACGACCUGGAAUCUCGAAUCUGCUUGAUAUCAUGGCCAUUUUCGAUCCAGAGGGGAGAAAGGCCCAAGAGCUUGGAGAGCAGUAUAGCGAUCUUUCACCCAAGCAGCUCAAGGAGAUGGUCAGUGAUGCUGUCAUUGGUGGGUUAGAUGGUAUUCGUGAUCGGUAUACCGAGCUGCUGGAUAAGGGGGAUAAGUACCUUGAUUCGAUCGAGGCAAUUGGUGCUGAAAAGGCACGGAAGAGUGCUGAGGCAACCAUGCAGGUUGUCCGAGAGGCUGUUGGGCUAUAA